Messenger RNA from Didymodactylos carnosus, 1953 nucleotides. Lineage: Eukaryota; Metazoa; Rotifera; Eurotatoria; Philodinida; Philodinidae. The record is from the annotation of a GenBank genome assembly.
AUGAAGCCAAAUCAUCUUUCUAACGAAAAUAUUCAGGUUGUUGAUCGAGUUGUUGCAAGUAAAGAUACUGGUUUCUAUAUCUCAAAUCGUGCACCACUUCAAUCGACUCUAUUUCAAAACUUACCACCAUCUAAUAUUAUUCCAGGUGGUUGGUUACGUGCUCAACUUAAUCUCCAAGUCAAUGGUCUUAAUGGACAAAUGUCAGAAAUAUCUGAUUAUCUUGCCUAUAAUAAUUGUGGAUGGAUUGAUCCAACAAAAGGUGGUUGGGAAGAAUUACCCUACUGGCUUCGCGGUUUUUCAUGUCUUGGUUUUAUCACAGCAGAUCAACGUGUACAACAAUUAACUCAAAAAUGGAUGGAUGGAAUUUUGAUGAGUCAACAAGGAGAUGGAUGGUUUGGACCAAAUAACAUGAGAACAUCACUCGAAGGAGGACCUGAUUUUUGGCCAGCUAUGCCGUUGAUUCAUGCUAUACGUUCGUUUUAUGAGUAUACGAAUGAUUCACGAGUUCUCCCUUUUUUAACAAAAUAUUAUCAAUAUCAAAAUUCACAACCGGUGGCUGUUUUUAGUCGAGGGUGGGGCAACACGCGUUGGGCUGAUACAAUUGAAAGUAUAUAUUGGCUAUACAAUCGGACUGGUGAUGAAUGGUUACUUGAUUUAGUUAGAAAAAUACAUGCAAAUUCAGCUGAUUAUGUUAAUGGUAUUCCGACUUGGCAUAAUGUCAAUUUAUCACAAGGCUUUCGUGAACCAGCCGAAUAUUGGUUGCUCGAUUCAGAUCAGAAAUAUUUACAGGCAACAUACAACGAUUAUGAAAAAGUGAUGACCAUGUAUGGACAAUUUCCGGGUGGCGGAUUUGCUGGCGAUGAAAAUUGUCGGUCAGGUUAUGGUGACCCACGACAAGGUUUUGAAACAUGUGGUAUCGUAGAAUUUAUGCAUAGUUUUGAAAUAUUAAUGCGUCUAACGGGUGAUCGACAAUGGGCUGACCGUUGUGAGGAAUUGGCAUUUAAUCUGUUACCAGCUGCUUUUGAUCCCGAACAGAAAGGUACUCAUUAUGUAACAUGUGCAAAUUGUAUUCAAUUGGAUAAUCAAGCAAAGACACAACAGCAAUUUGAUAAUAAUUUUCCAAUGUUAGCUUAUAUGCCGGGUGUACAUAAUUAUCGAUGUUGUCCACAUAAUUAUGGAAUGGCUUGGCCUUAUUAUGCACAAGAACUAUGGCUUGCGACAUCGGACAAAGGUCUAUGUGCUUCGUUAUAUUGUGCAUCAGAAGUAAAAGCUAUUGUGGGUAGUGAAGCAGUUGAAGUUCGAAUUGUAGAAGAAACAGACUAUCCAUUUGAUGAUGUUAUUCAUUUUACAAUAUUUACUUCUAAACCCGUACUAUUUCCAUUAUAUCUAAGAAUUCCAAGUUGGUGUCAAAAACCAUUAUUGCAAUUAAAUCAAAAAUUAAUUUCAAUACAAACUGAUCCAUCCUCAUCAUAUCUAAUUAUUGAUCGCAUAUGGCAAGAUGGUGACGUGAUUGAUAUUCAAUUAACUAUGGCACCAAGUGUACGAACAUGGACAACUAAUCGAAAUGCUGUUUCCGUUUUAUAUGGACCGUUGAUAUUCUCACUGAGUAUUGUAGAAAAAUGGAAUCAAAUUGGUGGUACAGAUAUAUGGCCAGAAUACGAAGUGAUCCCACAAUCUGAUUGGAAUUAUGGUCUUGUAUUAACCGAUAAUGAAUAUUCAUUUCGAAUUAAAAAAACAAAAAAGACAAGCGAUAAUCCGUUUGAAUAUUCAACUACGCCAAUUCGAAUCGAAGCGAAAGCACGAAAAAUUGUAGAAUGGAAGGCCGAUUCACAAAAUGUCGUUGGAUUACUGCCUUUGAGUCCUGUUAAAUCUGAUCAACCAGACGAACUAGUCAUAUUAAUUCCUAUGGGUGUAGCUAGACUUCGAAUUACAUCAUUUCCACAAAUUGGAUAA